Messenger RNA from Schistocerca serialis cubense, 1895 nucleotides. Its product is annotated as splicing factor 3B subunit 4-like. The transcript has a single exon. Lineage: Eukaryota; Metazoa; Arthropoda; Insecta; Orthoptera; Acrididae. Gene Ontology annotation, biological process: positive regulation of mRNA splicing, via spliceosome. Gene Ontology annotation, cellular component: nucleolus; U12-type spliceosomal complex. The record is from RefSeq and is a predicted model, not a curated record. Gene Ontology annotation, molecular function: RNA binding. Bases 54 to 1472 code for a protein of 472 amino acids.
UCAGCGCUUGUGUUUUCGGUUUCGUUGUUUGUUGCUUGUAGAUCGAUGUGAUUAUGGCUGCGGGUCCAAUUGCUGAACGUAAUCAAGAUGCUACCAUAUAUGUUGGCGGGUUGGACGAGAAAGUUACAGAAGCCCUUAUGUGGGAACUCUUUGUUCAAUCGGGGCCAGUUGUCAAUGUUCACAUGCCGAAAGAUCGUGUCACACAGAUGCAUCAAGGGUAUGGAUUUGUCGAAUUUAUGGGAGAGGAGGAUGCAGACUAUGCUAUUAAAAUAAUGAAUAUGAUCAAACUUUAUGGUAAGCCGAUUCGUGUGAACAAGGCAUCAGCUCAUCAGAAGAAUCUCGAUGUCGGAGCUAACAUCUUUAUCGGCAAUCUUGAUCCAGAAGUUGACGAGAAGCUAUUAUAUGAUACAUUUUCAGCUUUUGGAGUUAUUCUGCAAACACCGAAGAUCAUGCGUGAUCCAGAAACCGGUAACUCCAAAGGCUUUGCUUUUAUUAACUUUGCCAGUUUCGAUGCUUCAGAUGCAGCAAUUGAAGCAAUGAAUGGACAAUAUUUGUGUAACAGACCUAUUUCGGUGUCUUAUGCAUUUAAGAAAGAUGCAAAAGGAGAACGACAUGGGUCAGCUGCUGAGCGCCUCCUAGCUGCACAGAAUCCACUGUCUCAGGCAGAUCGGCCCCAUCAGCUGUUUGCAGAUGCUCCACCUCCAAUACCACCACCACCUGCGCCAAUGCCUCCGCAGCAGCUGCCUCCUGUCCCUGUGCCACCUGUUCCAGUAAUGAUGGGCGCUAUGCCUCCCCCACCUCCUCAAAUGGCUCAUAUGCAUCCUAUGCAUGCUCCUCCUCCACCACCUCCUACAUCCAUGCCUGUUGCUGUUCCAAGACAUCCUCCUCCACCACCACCCAUACCACCUCAGCACCCACCACCAAUGCCACCAGGUGUGCCUCCACCUCCUCCAGUGCCUCCUAUGAGCAGGGCAGCACCACCCCCACCAGUGCCACCACCACCACAUGUUGCUGCUUCCGUUGCUAGUGGUCUACCUCAGAUGCCACCACCAGUCUCAAUGCCACCUCCACCACCACAACAGCCUCCUCCUCCACAGCAACAGCAGCAACCACAACAAACACAGCAGCAAGUGCCUUCGAUACCACCACCACCACAAGCCCCACCACCACCAAGAAUGAUGCCACCUCCAUGGCAAGGUCAACAAUUUCCCCCACCACCACCAACUCAGUUUACACCUGGUCAGUUUCCUCCUCCGCCUCCACAUGGUGCACCACCACCAGGUUGGCGGCCACCACCACCUGUUCGUCCUCCAUUUGGACGGCCACCAUUUCCACCAAGAGGUCCACCUCCACCACCUCGUGGACUGAGACCUCCACCACCACCGCAACCAGGACAACAACCUGAUGCUACUGCUGCAUAUAAUGGUUACCAGGAUCAGACAGGAAACUUCCAGAAUGGAUAUUCCACUUAACUUGUACUGUUAAUUAUAUGUGUGAGUGACUUGGUGCACUGUGAACUACAGAUUUACAAUAAAUAGUACCACAGUGUGAAAGCCCUGUGAAGAUUGUGCUUUUUUUUAUCUGUGACUAUGAAUAAUUUGUAAAGGAAGCAACGUGUCUCUUAUAAACCUCUUGUUUGUGUUUGUUUACAUACACUAUUGUACUGUGACAUGGACAUUUAGUUAAAUUGAAAUGCUUGAGAAUCGAUGUUAUUACAUUUGCAAAUUGUAAUAUUGUUGCUGUGUGCUUACAUUUGUGACUUUUAUACCUUUAUUUUGAGGACAGUUUUAAUUCCGAGUGAAACUGGUGGAAAUGAAUAAUUCUAGUGUGUGUUAGACUGACUUUAAACAAAUGUUGUUUCUAUUUGGAAUUGGCCAAACAACUUUUGUGUAUGG